Messenger RNA from Clupea harengus (Atlantic herring), 1779 nucleotides. It is a transcript of the gene rtn4ip1, whose product is annotated as reticulon 4 interacting protein 1. NCBI's taxonomy places the organism in Eukaryota, Metazoa, Chordata, Actinopteri, Clupeiformes, Clupeidae. Gene Ontology annotation, cellular component: mitochondrion. Gene Ontology annotation, molecular function: oxidoreductase activity. The record is from RefSeq and is a predicted model, not a curated record.
CAAGCCGACUGUCAACUGAGCUGGGCAUGGGGACGGUGUAGCAGGAAAGUCGAAACUCUUGCUUUAGAUGAAGCGUGAAACAAUAUUAGUACUUACAGUAUUAACAUUCAGGAAUGAUGAAUGAUGCUGUUCAAGGAACAGUAAUCUUACAAUCGCCAUGAAUGUAGUAAUGAUUACAUGUUGCGGUUAAGGUUAUGCUAGCGUUUAGCUAACUGAUAUCAAAUAGCUGCAUUAGAUAUUCUUUAGUCUUAUCCUUACGGUUCGAUCUUGGAAUAUGCAUUCGCUUACAAAGAUAAUAUUAAGAGCCCCCCUUGUUACAGUAUGUGGUUUGAACACACCUGUAUUGGGGAGGGCAAGCCUUCGGAAUUUCAGCACCUCUCGCGGUCGCAUGACCGUGAUGCCUGCGUGGGUCAUUGACAAGUACGGUGACAACGAUGUGCUGAGAUUCACCAAAAAUGCUCCGUUCCCAAUUAUCCACUACCCUAAUGAGGUUAUCGUCAAAGUCCACUCCACAUCUCUAAAUCCUAUAGAUGUCAGCAUGAGGGGUGGUUAUGGUGCUGCCACUAUGGCUAUGAAGCGGGACCCCCUAUACAUGAACCAGAAGGGGAGUGAGUUCCCCUUGAUCCUUGGUCGCGACCUCUCCGGGGUCAUCAUGGAGUGUGGCUUGGACGUGGCCUACUAACCAGGAGAUGAGGUAUGGGCUGCCAUCCCCCCCUGGAAACAGGGCAGUCUAGCCGAGUUUGUGGUCCUCAGCGCUAACGAGGUGGCACACAAGCCCGCGUCUCUGAGCCACUCCGAGGCGGCGGCCAUUCCCUACGUGGCCUCCACAGCCUGGUCAGCCGUGGUCAACACAGGCGGACUCAACAAAGACAACAGUGCCAAGAAACGUGUGCUGAUCCUGGGAGCUUCGGGUGGCGUUGGAACCUUUACCAUACAGAUGUUGAAGGCCUGGGGUGCCCACGUGACGGCCACCUGCUCUGGCAGUGCUGAGGGCCUAGUGAGAGGUCUGGGGGCCGACGCUGUGGUGGAUUACACCAUCGGCCCGGUGCAGAAACAGCUCAAAGACAUGGAGAAGUUUGAUCUGAUUCUGGAUAACAUCGGGGGGGACACCGAGGCAUGGGCCCUGGGCCUCCUCAAGCCAUGGUGUGGGGCCAAAUACGUCACCUUGCUGACGCCCUUCCUCCGGAACACUGACCUGCUGGGAAUAGCAGACGGAAUGCUUCAGAACGCAGCCACUGUGGCAUCCAAAGUGGCUAAGCACUUGUGUAAAGGUGUGCACUAUCGCUGGGGUUUCUUCGCACCCAGUGGCCCUGCACUGGACGACAUUAAAGAAAUGGUGGACGCUGGUCAGGUGAAGCCGGUGGUGGGGGAGACGUUCCCUUUCUCUCAGGUCCCGCAGGCCUUCCUGAAGGUGGAGGCAGGCCACGCCCGUGGCAAGACCGUCAUUAAUGUCAUCUGAGAAGAUGCCGUCGCUCAGAUCGCUCAGUAACCAUGGCGAUUACACAACAGAGAUUGUUUUCGUGGUCCACAUCUGCCUGCAGGGACGAGUCUGCAGUGUGGGUUGUGGCGUUGCCACCAGUCAGUCAUUUCCUGCCCGUGUGUGUGUGUGUGUGUGUGUGUGUGUGUGUUUGUGUGUGUGUGUGUGUGUGUGUGUGUUUGCGCGCGCCACGCACGCACAUUGGAACUCGUAUUUGUCGAAUUUGUUUGUCACGGUAUGGUGAGCGAGUAUGUGUGGAAUGCAUUGCCAUCACAGAGACAAUAAAAGAUUCUUUAAUCCUU